Meleagris gallopavo (turkey) is the source of this 744-nucleotide messenger RNA. NCBI's taxonomy places the organism in Eukaryota, Metazoa, Chordata, Aves, Galliformes, Phasianidae. The record is from RefSeq and is a predicted model, not a curated record.
GGUGAGCGUGCUCUGUCCCCCUUUUCCCCCCAGCUGAGCCGCCUCUAUGGGGUGCCCCCCUGCCCCGACCCCCGGCAGUUCCUGGCCCACUUGGCCCGCCGGCAGGGCCGCCUCCGUCCGGGGGGUCUCCCGGACCCCCACGCCGCCGCCGUGGCUUUGCUGCACGAUUGGACCAGCGGGAAGAUCUCGUACUACACCCACCCCCCCAAGCGUGACGAGGUUGGGGUGCAGCUGGAGGCGCAGAUCCUACAAUCAAUGGGGCCGGAGCUCGACCUUGAGGCGCUGGAGAGGGGCGACGCUGAGGCGUUGGCGGCGGUUCCGGAGGUGGUGACGGGUAUUGAGAUGUCACCGUGUGUCCCCGAGGAAGAAGAGGAGACCAUGGAGGAAGGCCACGAGCGAGAAGACGACCUGGAACUCGGUGCGGUGACGGUGGAGCUGAAGGCGCGGACGAAGGCGGGGGGAGGAGGGGAAGGGGAAGAACCCCCACCCCGUGCCCCACGUUUGGAGGAGGUGGCCGCUCUCCCCCCGCUGCUGCAGGGCCAGGGGUUGGCAGCCGCUGGGAAACGGAGGAAAAAGCUGCAAAAAAGAGCAGAAAAAAUUGCCACCAAGCUGUCGGACACGCUGAUGGCAGCCAUGCAGUUCUGAAGGCGGAGGUUUCUUGUUUUUUGUAUGAAAUGGUUAAAAAGCAGCUUCGGCAAUAAAAACACGCGUGCGGCUGGGGCGUCCAGGCGGUCUGGGGACGUG